AUGCAGCAGGAUCUGCCGUCGUCGUCGCGCGACGGAAAGAAGCUGCAUGUCGUUUUUUGCCAUCCGGAUUUGGGAAUAGGCGGUGCGGAGCGGCUGAUAGUGGAUGCGGCAGCAGAGCUGGCAGCAAGAGGCCACAGCGUGCGGGUCUUCACAGCCCAUCAUGACCCCCACAGAUGCUUCCCGGAGACCAUCGACGGCACCUUCCCUGUGCACGUGCAUGGAAGCUUCCUCCCCCGCCACAUCGCCGGCCGAUUUCAAGCAGUCUGCGCCUACCUCAGGUGCCUCUGGGCGGCUCUCUGCAUCGUCAUCUCUGUGUGGCUCCGGUGGAUCCCAGCCGUUGAUGCAAUUAUCACAGAUCAAGUCUCAGCCGUCCAUCCCAUCCUCAGGCUGCUGCCUGCCAAGAUCCUCUUCUACUGCCACUUUCCGGAUCUGCUGCUGGCUCAGCGGGGCUCAUGGUUGCGCUCGCUGUACCGAGCGCCCAUUGACUGGGUGGAGCAGGUCACCACUGGCAUGGCGGACACCAUAGUGGUUAACAGUCACUUCACUGCAGCCACAUUCGCCUCCACCUUCCCCUCGCUAGCAUCACACGGCAUCCGCCCCGCGGUGCUCUACCCAGCUGUAGCACUUGACUCCCCACCACCUGCCUCGUCUGCCACCACUGCCAGCACUGCUAUCGAUGCUACUGCUGCUAGCAGGGGUGGUUCUGGCACCCUGGGUCCUGCUUUCGACGAAGCAGAAAAGCUUGGCCUAGAUCUUAACAGCCCGUUCUUCCUAUCAAUCAACCCCUAUGAGCGCAAGAAGGAGAUCGCCACUGCCGUGUCUGCUCUGGGUCUUCUCACCCGCUCAUCAGCGCAUACAGGCGCUUCCGACAGCCAGGAUGCCACUGCUGCCGCUUUGGCAAAGGGGCAGCGGCCUCGGCUUGUUGUGGCAGGUGGGUGUGACGCUCGCGUACGGGAGAAUGUGGAGUAUCUCCAAGAGCUAAAGCAACUAGCUGUUAUGGAAGGGGUGGCAUCCGACGUCCUUUUCCUCACCUCCAUUAGCGACUCCCUCAAGGCUCAGCUGCUGUCCCACUGCACUGCUGUCGUCUACACCCCACCAUGCCAUUGGAAGCCAUGGCAGCAAGCAAGCCAGUGCUGGCAUGCAACAGUGGAGGACCCACAGAGAGCAUACUGGACGGCGCAACAGGCUUCCUAUGCGGUCCAAACCCAACAGCCUUUGCUGUGCUGCAUUGACCCCCCCACCCCACCCUCCUCUUCCCUCCCCCACCUUCUGUCCCCCCCCCCCAAUCCCGCCCCUGCUUCCCCUUCCACCCUCUCCCCCUCUUCCCCGCAGAACGAGCAUUUCGGCAUAGUGCCAUUGGAAGCCAUGGCAGCAAGCAAGCCAGUGCUGGCAUGCAACAGUGGAGGCCCCACAGAGAGCAUACUCGAUGGUGCUACAGGCUUCCUCUGCGCUCCAAACCCCUCAUCUUUUGCUGCUGCACUGGCUACACUCUGGGCCGAUCCUUCUCGGGCAGCUUCCAUGGGUCUGGUUGCCCGAGUGCAUGUUGAGGAACAGUUUUCAAGAAAAGUUUUUGGUGACCGGUUGCAAGAGAUUCUUUGGAACAUGUGCUUGUAA
Molecule: messenger RNA, 1614 nt
Organism: Closterium sp. Naga37s-1
Lineage: Eukaryota; Viridiplantae; Streptophyta; Zygnematophyceae; Desmidiales; Closteriaceae
Source: the annotation of a GenBank genome assembly